Molecule: messenger RNA, 1926 nt
Organism: Knipowitschia caucasica
Lineage: Eukaryota; Metazoa; Chordata; Actinopteri; Gobiiformes; Gobiidae
Source: the annotation of a GenBank genome assembly
AUGUCAGACAUUGUUCUCGAGGAAAUCUUCAUCAAAAGGUCGCAGCAGAAGAAAAAGACCUCCCCUUUGAACUUCAAGGAGCGCUGGUUCAUCCUAACCCAGGAGAAAAUAUCUUACUACGACUACGAUGCUGACAAAAUGAAAAGAAAAGGAUUUAAGGGAUCUGUGGACCUGGAGAAGAUAAAGUGUGUGGAGAUUGUCCAACCAGAGAUGGGUGCACCACUGGAGCGAAGCUUUCCCUUCCAGAUCAUUUAUGACGAAGGACCGUUGUAUAUCUUUGCCAGAAAUGAAGAUAUUCGUGCUCAGUGGAUUGACACAUUAAAACAAAUGGUGCAUCACAAUAAGGAUCGGAUGCAGAAGUACCAUCCAUGUUUUUGGGUGGAUGGAAUGUGGCUCUGUUGCCAACAGGAAGUUAAACAAGCCAUGGGUUGCAAGGUCUUGGAUGGAAAAAAUGGCACUUCUCAGAGGAGAAAACCUCGAGUCAGAGAGAAACCUCUUCCACCAACACCUACAGAGGAGAAAGUUGCUCGACCGCUACCCCCAGAGCCUGCGGAGCCUUCAGGUCUGUCUGUGGGGAUGACAGUGAGAGCAGAGUACGACUACAGCCCGAUCACAGCACAAGAUCUGCAGCUGAAGAAGAACGGCGAGUACACCAUCCUCGAGAUGUCCGAUCCAAACUGGUGGAAGGCCAGGGACCAACUUGGAAAUGAGGGCUAUAUACCUAGUAACUACGUUGUGGAAGCAAAAACUGGUUUGGAACAAUAUGACUGGUAUUGUAAGAAUAUGAACCGUAGCCAAGCAGAAGCGCUGCUAAAGUCUGAGAACAAAGAUGGUGGUUUCUUGGUUCGAGACUCAAGCAAGGCUGGGAAGUACACUGUGUCUUUAUUCAGCAAGGGCGGAGGGGAAACCCAGGGGAGCUGCAAGCAUUACAACAUCUGCACCUCGUCACAGGGGCAGUUUUACCUGGCAGAAAAGCACAAUUUUAACACUAUUCCGGAACUCAUUACCUACCAUCAACACAAUGCAGCAGGUAUGGUCAGCAGACUCAAAUACAUCAUAUCCAACCGGGCUCAGCCACCGUCAACAGCUGGACUCGGCUAUGGUGUUUGGGAGAUUGACCCGCGUUACUUGACCUUCAUAAAAGAACUGGGCAAUGGUCAAUUUGGCGUGGUGAAAUAUGGCAAACUGCGAGGCCAGAACGACGUAGCCAUAAAAAUGAUUAAAGAGGGUUCAAUGUCCGAGGACGAUUUCAUUGAAGAAGCCAAAAUAAUGAUGAAGCUGCGUCAUGAAAACCUUGUGCAGUUGUAUGGCGUGUGCACCAAACAAAGGCCCAUCUAUAUUGUGACUGAGUAUCUCUCCAAUGGCUGCCUUCUGACUUAUCUGAAGGAAGGGUUGACGCAGCAUCCAACCACAGUGCAACUUUUGGAGAUGUGCAAGGAUGUCACUGAGGGCAUGGCAUAUCUGGAAUCCAAACAGUACCUUCACAGGGAUCUGGCCGCCAGGAACUGCUUGGUAGAUAGUAAUGGCACAGUUAAAGUCACAGACUUUGGACUUUCCAGGUAUGUGCUGGAUGAUGAGUACACCAGUUCGGAAGGCUCAAAGUUUCCAGUGCGGUGGUCUCCUCCUGAGGUGCUCCUUUACUGCAAGUUCAGCAGCAAAUCGGACAUCUGGGCGUAUGGAGUCUUAAUGUGGGAGGUAUACACGUUGGGAAGACUUCCAUAUGAGAGACUCAAUAACACAGAAAUAGUUGAUCAAGUGCCUCGAGGCCUGCGUCUCUACCGCCCCCAGCUGGCCAAUGAAAGAGUCUACAGCAUUAUGACAAGUUGCUGGCAAGAGAAAGCAGAUGAAAGACCUUCGUUUCAAGAACUAGGUCUGCUGGGAAAAGUGUGUGGACAAACCAGGCCCCAAGCUGGACACAAGGACUGA